Messenger RNA from Durusdinium trenchii, 1585 nucleotides. NCBI's taxonomy places the organism in Eukaryota, Dinophyceae, Suessiales, Symbiodiniaceae. The record is from the annotation of a GenBank genome assembly.
CAGGAGAUUCAUUGUGUGCGCUAGCUGGAUCAGCUACAGGUCAAGCAAGAAAGUGGGCCGGGAAGCCAUCGCAAUGAGGAGCUUUUCCCUGUACCAGCAGCUCGCCUUCCACCGUGGCACAGCACAGCGCUGAGACCUCGUGGCAGUACCAUGCCUUCGAUCCUGCCGAGACUUAGGAUUGCCAUGCUGCAGUUCCAUGAUGGAACAGCAUGGGAACUCUUGUCCAGCGUGAAGGCUGCUUUGCGGUCUCUCUCCGGCCUGCAAAACCCGGAGCCAACGAUUGACCAGGUGCAGCUGUUCUUUACUCAAGUAAAAGCGCUUCGGAACACGGAGAUGGGUGUUUGGCUGCAGCAACAUGUCGUAGCAGAAUUUGCGACCUUGAAAGCCAUGUUCCAAGCUGUCCAAGAGGGGCGAUUGACUAUGGAGGAAGUGGGCCAGGUCUGGCUGCCGCAUGAAGCGAAAGGCUUGGAGGAUGCGGAGUUGGUGAUUUGCAGCGAACCCAUGUGGUUGUGCCCCUACCUGCGACUGAGGCGGUCGAAGGUGAUGUUGGGCGUAUUGCACAUGGCUUUGCUCAAUGAGUUCCCCACUACCAAUGAGGGCGACUUGUGGAGCUUUUGGUCCGGCUUCAAGUCGAUGCUAGAAGAGCGGCGCAUGCUUCCCUCUGUUGCGUGUCGAACCACCAUUGAGCAGGUGGCCCAUCAGAGUGGCUGGCAGCUCCCCUAUGUGCCGUUCAUUGGCCUGGGUAUCCAAACCAGGUACGCUCCAGUGGAGGAGAGAAGAGCCUUGAUCUUUCGGAACAAUCGGCAAAACACGUUGGCCUUCCGAAGCGCUCUGCGGAUGUUUGUGGACUCAACGGAGAACUUUCCCAUGAAGGUGAUGGACAUGAAUGACUUCAAGAAAGCUUUGAGCUUUGAGGAGAUCGCGACUUUCCACUGCGUGAUCUUUGUGCCGCACGGCCCCAAUGCGUUGCGCCUCUCGGACAUCUAUGCCGCCAACAUCCCAGCUGUGGUGCCGGAGGAGCCACUAGUGCAGAACUUUGUUUGGAGCAGCAGGACAUUUGGAGGCUACGAUGCCGAGACCCGAUACCUGGAGCGGGCGCCACCAGAGCUGCGAACACAGACGGAUGCACCCGCCUUCCAUGCCAGCAACUACCUGCAAUCAUGGUCCAUCCAUCGCUUCAUCGACGACCGGCGGUACUGGUACCAGUUCACAGAGAGUGGGCCACGCUGCCUCACCUCCUGCGCUUCCACUCGUUGCCUUCGCUUUUGCAGCUUUUGAAGGACUUGACAGUGGACUCAGGCCGCAAGGUGUCGAUGCGCAUGGCUGCGCACCACGUCACCAUGGUGGCAGAUACCUUGAGCUGGUGGCGGUUGGCUCUAGCUGAUGCUCUAAGCUGAGAAGUCCAGGCAAAACGGCAAACCUGGUUCAGUCAGGGGCGAGAUUUGGAUGGCGAUGAUAUGCAUCGGGACUACAGAGGAUAGUUUGGCGGAAGAAGUCGGUGUGAUAGAUGAGGCAGCCGCAGUGCCUUUUGAAGAGUGGCUUCAGGGCAAGAGGGACAGAGUCGAAGAGAAGGACUACAUGCAUU